AUGGCCUCCAAAACCAUCCCCAUCGUCGACUCCCACAUCCACCUCUUCCCCGCCGACGAGCUCGACAACCUCGCCUGGUGCAAGCCCGGGAACCCCCUGGCCAAGCAGCACUCCCUCGAGGAGUACCGCGCCGCCGCCCACGCCGGCGCCGGGCCCGACUCGCCGCCCCUGCGGGGCUUCGUCUUCCUCGAGACGGACCGCAAGAACGGCGGCGACGGCACCGACUGGUCCGGCCCGCUGAUGGAGAUCGACUGGCUCCGGCGCAUCGCCGAGGGCAGGCCGCGGCCGGGGCAGGGCCACGCCGCCGCCGACGCCGCGCUGUGCCUCGGCGUCGUGCCCUGGGCGCCCGUGCACCUGGGCCCCGCGAGGCUGGCCGAGUACCUCGCCGAGGCGGAGAGGGCCGCGGGCCCGGCCGCCUGGCGGCUGGUCAAGGGGUUCCGGUACCUGCUGCAGGACAAGCCGGACGGGUCGAUGCUCAGGGACGAGCUCAUCGAGGGGCUCCGGCUCCUCGGCAGGAAGGGGUUCGUGUUCGACCUGGGCAUCGACCAGCACCGGCGGGGCAGGAUCCAGCUCGAGGAGGCGGUGGAGAUGAUUGACCGGGCGCACGAGGGCGUUCUGGAGGGGGAGAAGUGCGUCUUUGUCCUGACGAGGCCCCCUCACACUCUAGACCACAUGUGCAAGCCCGACGUGACCAUCAUCAACACGGCCGACCCGGCCUUCAUCGCCUGGCGCUCCGCCGUCUUCACCCUCGGCAAGUGCGACCACGUCUACAUGAAGCUGUCGGGCCUCUUCUGCGAGAUGAGCGACGCCAUGCGCGCCCGCCCCGCCGACGAGAUCUUCAUGGCCAUCCAGCCCUGGCUCGCCGUCGUGCUGGCCGCCUUCGGCCCCCACCGCAUCAUGUUCGGCUCCGACUGGCCCGUCUGCACGCUCGACAUGCCCCGCGGCGACGGCGACGGCGACGGCGACGGCGCCGCCAGCCCCUGGGUCAAGUGGCGCGACGUCGUGAGGAGGAUGUGCGACCUCGCGAGCCUCAGCGAGGAGGACCAGGCCAUGAUCUGGGGCGGCACGGCGGCGAGGGCGUACGGCCUGGAGAUCGACUAG
This is a messenger RNA of Thyridium curvatum, 1101 nucleotides long. RefSeq lists its product as uncharacterized. Bases 1 to 1101 code for a protein of 366 amino acids. The record is from RefSeq and is a predicted model, not a curated record. The transcript is spliced from 2 exons. Gene Ontology annotation, molecular function: hydrolase activity. Lineage: Eukaryota; Fungi; Ascomycota; Sordariomycetes; Thyridiales; Thyridiaceae.